Messenger RNA from Glarea lozoyensis ATCC 20868, 1932 nucleotides. RefSeq names its product Nucleotidylyl transferase. Gene Ontology annotation, cellular component: mitochondrion; ribosome; mitochondrial matrix. Gene Ontology annotation, molecular function: ATP binding; structural constituent of ribosome; tryptophan-tRNA ligase activity. The record is from RefSeq and is a predicted model, not a curated record. The transcript is spliced from 10 exons. Gene Ontology annotation, biological process: mitochondrial tryptophanyl-tRNA aminoacylation; translation. Bases 1 to 1932 code for a protein of 643 amino acids. NCBI's taxonomy places the organism in Eukaryota, Fungi, Ascomycota, Leotiomycetes, Helotiales, Helotiaceae.
AUGGCUACAUCAGCGCCCAUACGAAUGCCUUGGCGAAUACUCAAUCGAUCGGUCGCAGCAACACCACUUGCGCCGGUCUCGAGUAGGCUAGCUAGCCAUAAUUUCAGAGCGCAACAAUGCAUUCAACAGUCUGUUAUUUCACGGCGAUAUGCAUCUGAAAUGGUGCAACCACCUCCAGAACCCAAAGCUUCAGCGCCUCCCUCACCGCCCUCAACUCAGCAUGGAAACUCAGACGUACAGGCAGCUACAGUUCGAGAGGAAGGCGCUCAGGCUCCUGAAUCAUCCGCCACCUCGGACGUAGAGAUAUCGAUGCCGGAUACUUCAGACGAACCCCCCCGAUUACCUCGCGCAGUACAAGCAGUAUACCUACGUCCUCUCCGUCGAGAAGCCAAAUACGGUGUCCCUACCUGCGAUCUUCAGCUAAGAUCUUACAAUGUCCGCAAUCUCGAACUCUUCGCUGAUUUCUGUCUGCGCGCUGCAUACUACCUGGGUCUCCCCGCCUCUGGACCUGUCCCACUCCCCAGAAUUGUUGAAAGGUGGACGGUUCCUAGGAGUUCUUUCAUUUUCAAGAAGAGUCAAGAAAAUUUUGAAAGAAGGACUGUGCGAAGACUUAUACAAAUUAAGGAUGGAAACCCGGAGACGGUAGAAAUAUGGUUGGCUUUCAUCAGAAAACAUGCUUAUUAUGGAAUUGGUAUGAAGGCUAAUGUUUUCGAGUUUGAGGCACUUAAUGUUGGCAAGAAUAUGGAUAUCGAGAUGGAGAAGAUGAAGGAUACGGUCGAUAAGACAUGGGACCAAGUUGGUGUUGCUAAGGGCAAUAAGUUGACUGCAGAUCAGAUUAUGGAGCUAGUCAACAGGGAGAACUUUAGAGCAGCGACUCAUGGUAAUGCUCCUUAUGUCAAGGUUCCUCCACCAACCAUCUUCUCGGGCAUCCAGCCCACAGGAAUACCUCAUCUUGGAAACUACCUAGGAGCUUUACAUCAAUGGGUUCAUCUUCAAAAUACAGCAACCCCAGAAACGAAGUUACUAUUUAGUAUUGUGGAUUUACAUGCUAUCACUGUACCACAGGAAGCGGCCAGGUUGAAGAGGUGGAAAAAGGAGAGUUUAGCUACGCUUUUGGCGGUGGGACUGGAUCCGGGGAGGUGUGUGCUGUUUUCACAGAGUGCGGUCCCUGCACAUUCAGAAUUAAUGUGGAUAUUGAGUUGUACAGCUAGUAUGGGAUAUUUAUCACGAAUGACACAAUGGAAGAGUAAAUUACAGCUUCAAGACAAUGCAUCGCCGUUAGAUGAGAGUAGUAAAUCUAAGCUUAAACUUGGCCUAUUCUCAUAUCCAGUGCUACAAGCUGCUGAUAUACUAGUUCAUCGUGCAACUCAUGUACCAGUGGGUGAAGAUCAGAGUCAGCAUCUUGAAUUCGCCAGAGAAUGUGUUACGAAUUUCAACCAUGCUUAUGGUCCUCAUCUCGUGGAGCCAAAGACCAUCAUGUCACCGGCUAAGAGAGUGAUGUCGCUACAGAAUCCACAUCAAAAGAUGUCCAAAUCCAAUCCAGAUGCCCGGUCACGAAUCCUCAUCACUGACUCUCCUUCCACCAUUAAGGCAAAUGUCAUGUCCGCACUGACCGAUUCUCUGAACUCCGUCUCGUAUGAUCCUGUUAAUCGACCUGGCGUUGCUAACCUUCUUUCGUUAUUAAGUCAUUUUGAUGUUGAAGGAAGAAGUGCAGAGGAACUGGGGAAAGUGCAUGGUGAUAUGGGUCUGGGGAAGUUUAAAUCAUUGGUUGCCGAUGCAAUUUCUGUCGGAUUAGAGGGUGUAAGAAAUGAGUAUGAGAGGAUCCUCGAUGAUGAGGGCUACGUUGAGAAUGUGGAAAGAGAAGGCGGGAGAAAGGCGAGGGAGAGUGCCGAGGAGACUAUGGGUUUGGUUAGGGACGCUGUUGGUUUCUAA